GCGGCGCGAGUGAUCCCGACUUCCGGCCGCGGGGCCAAUCAGGAGCGCCCAGGUGUCGCGGGCGGGGCGGGGGCGGAGGCGGCGAGAAGAUGGCGGCCAAGAGCGGCCGGAACGGGCUCCUGGACAAGUGGAAGAUCGAUGACAAGCCAGUAAAAAUCGACAAGUGGGAUGGUUCAGCUGUGAAAAACUCCUUGGACGACUCUGCCAAAAAGGUGCUCCUGGAGAAGUACAAGUACGUGGAGAACUUCCGUCUGAUCGACGGGCGCCUCCUCAUCUGCACAAUCUCCUGCCUCUUUGCCAUCGUGGCUCUCAUCUGGGAUUACCUGCACCCUUUUCCCGAAUCCAAACCCGUCCUUGCCUUUUGUGUCGUCUCCUAUUUUGUGAUGAUGGGCAUCCUGACCAUCUAUACCUCAUACAAGGAGAAGAGCAUUUUCCUGGUGGCCCACAGGAAGGACCCGGCGGGGAUGGAUCCCGACGAUGUCUGGCAGCUCUCGUCCAGCCUCAAACGGUUCGAUGACAAGUACACCCUGAAGCUGACGUUCAUCAGCGGGAAAACCAAGCAGCAGAGGGAAGCCGAGUUCACCAAGUCCAUUGCCAAGUUCUUUGAUAACAACGGGACGUUAGUCAUGGAGGCCUACGAGCCAGAGGUGUCCAAGCUGCACGACAGCCUGGCCCUGGAGAGGAAAACAAAGUGAUUUCGGAGCCCAGCCGCCUCCCAGCAGCCUGCUAAAGUAACACCAAUAAAGUCAAAUGGCAAAGAAAGUGAA
This is a messenger RNA of Zonotrichia leucophrys gambelii, 767 nucleotides long. It is a transcript of the gene SPCS2, whose product is annotated as signal peptidase complex subunit 2. The coding region runs from base 90 to 695 and encodes 201 amino acids. Gene Ontology annotation, cellular component: membrane; signal peptidase complex. NCBI's taxonomy places the organism in Eukaryota, Metazoa, Chordata, Aves, Passeriformes, Passerellidae. Gene Ontology annotation, biological process: protein targeting to ER. The record is from RefSeq and is a predicted model, not a curated record. The transcript has 5 exons.